Messenger RNA from Staurois parvus, 318 nucleotides. The record is from the annotation of a GenBank genome assembly. NCBI's taxonomy places the organism in Eukaryota, Metazoa, Chordata, Amphibia, Anura, Ranidae.
GUGAGCUGUGAAUGGUCACAGCUUGUCACAUGGUACAAGGCUAUUGUGAAUAGCCUUGUACCAUGUGACCUCUGUGAGCAUUCACAGAAUUCACACAUAGUAAACAAUAAUGCCAGAAGUGACAUCUUGCUUACUACUCUGCAUGGGAUCACUGAUUGGCCCAGGGUGCGCGCACAAGCAGGGCCCCAUUCACAGUCCUUUGGACUGAGAGACUGAUCGAUGUUUCACUGUGUCCGGAGGACACCGGGGGCACCGGAUCGCGGUGCUGCGCGCUUCCAGGGAGCGUGCACAAGCAGGGGUCGGGGAGGCCGUUUAAAA